UCAUUUUGGUUCAGUUCUGGAAAGACAGACGUCCCGCUCUUGCCUGGUCCAGCCGUUGGUACUACGGCUGCCUUCCCCAACCUGGUGCCCUUCAGAUGUGUUGGGAUUGCAACUUCUAGCUAUGCCGGCGAGUGUAGUGUUGAUACUGAAUCAACAGUCAGGUAUGAUGAGGAAGCAGGAGAAAAUUAAAUUUGAAAACUUAUGACGAAGGGGACUAGCAACCUAUACUGGUUGCUAUCUGAUAAAAUUGGCAUAGAAAAACAGGAUACUUUAGCUAGGAUAAGAAAUUCCUUGAAGCUGAGGUCAUGUGGUACUUUGCUGGGUGUUAUAAAAAGAGGAACUGAGAAUGCCUCAAUCUGGAGUGAUUCACUGUGCGCCUUUAUUCUGCAGAAUAAAAUCCUAAAUCUUCACAUCUCUGUCGUGUUUUUAUUGGGCAAUAGUAUGCCAAAUCAUGAAUACAUUUGGGUUUGAACAACAUGUAAGCUGGGAGAUAGCAGAAAGUUUUGGCUUUAUUAGAAAAGCAAUCAGAUACACACCUGUGUGGCAGAAUGCAAGAACAAAUCCCCAGAGUCUGGGUUUGUGAGGUGUUUAUACAAAGCAAGAAGCGUAACUCAUCAUUCAAUACUUUUCCAUUGUUCCCAUAUCUUAGUUAGAUACUGCUUCUAUCCCACAGUGCAGCUACAGCUGUAUGGUUUCAAACCAAAGGUGGCAAGAGUUUAAUCAUGUACUCAGACCGGCUUUCCUGCUCCUAAUAGUAGUCCAACAUCUGGAGAUGGCAUGAGGCUGGAGAAGGCUGCCAAAAAACCUUGUUGGAAGAGGCUUGUAAAGGUAUGUGGUUGACCACAGUGGGAAAUGUUUGGCUAGAUAAGUCUUCGGUCUGAUCUAGCAGGGUUUUUUAAAUGUAUCAACAGUCAUUAAACAUAGAAUUGUUAUGAACCACUUGGCUUCUAACAUUUGGAACUGUAGAAAUGCAGUAAAUAAUAGUUAACAUCCAGUCUCUAACUAUAUACAUAUGGAUGAGAGAUACUCCUUUGUAAUGUUGCAGUUAUUAAAUUGAAAUUGAUUAUAACUAAAUUCUCUUCCCCCUUUCAUACUUUAGGGUUUGCUUAAGUGUACAUGGCUAUCUGAUAAGGCUUUCCCACAACUCUUUUCUCUGCCUGACUGAAUGCCGAUAAAGUCUUCAAAAACAAAGAUAAAGUUGCUCUUAAAAAAAUUAAUCCUGUCCUGUUGAAUUUCUAUUGAUAUUACUCUGGUGACCUGAUUGUAUUACUUCUUUCAGAAGUGAUACAAUAUCUGUGAGGCCUUAUUUUUUGAUGACAAUAAAAGUGUUUACAACUCAAAAGCAAGUUGGACAUGCUAUUGCUCAUUGCCUUUUAUUGUUGCAAAAAAGGUUUGCAAUGUAACAUUAGCACUGAACCCUGUUAGCUUCUUAAAGGGAGCACUCUUAUUUGGGUUUUGAUCCUUCAAAACGAUCUCCUCUUUAGUGAUUCUUUCUUGUACUAAGUUUCAAGAAAGUAAUUGCCUAUAAAUUUUUGUAAAGUAAGAAAAAAUAGCCUUUUCAUCUUAUGCUUGGAAUUGUGAGAUGAGAACUAAAGCCGGAUAAAUCUAUCUUGUGUGCAUGUUUGUAUGCUAUGUGUACCAGAGCCCAGUCUCGUGCAUGCAUAUUUAGAAGUAAUUUCUGCUGUGUUAAUGAAAGUUAUAUCCAAUUUUGUGUGCGUAAAAUUGUGGAUGUGUGGCACAGACCUGUGCAUGUUUAUUUGAAUGUAUAUCCUGUGAUUUCAUGAGAACUUACUCCCUGAUAGGCAUACCACUGUAGCAUUCAGCUGCUACUUGUCACAGUAUCUCCAUAGAUAAGGAUCUCAAAGGGCUGUUUUCUUUGACCAGGAUGGCUGAGUGUAGGGGGGCUUCUCAGCAGUGUCUCUGGGAUCAGCAGUGGCAGGGAGGAGCUGCAUUUUCCUGGGUCACCUCUGGGAGAAGACCAGGAUGAGUCUUAUCCCUCACCUUCCACACUCAUCCCUCCACAGGGGAAUUGGUGCCUUAGGUGGAGGGGUUGCAUACAUACCUUGCUUGCUGCAUGGAUUGCUUCCUGGGACGAUUGGUGCAGGGUGGAUGGGGGGUUGUAUUCCCCUGGGCUUCUUCGCAAGAAGACCUUGGAGAACACAGCUUUUCCCUCCCUCAUAGGUACCACAGCCUGCAAGGAGGGGGGAAUAAACUGUGUUUUUACACUUUUCUUCAGCUGGAGCUUUGCCUGCUAUUUUGGGUCAGCAGGGAAUAGGAGUUGGCUGAAGCUUCCUCCUCUUCCCUGCCAGCUGAAAUGUCUGGUGGGGGCACCUCUGGCAGCAGUGGGGAAGAGGAUCAAGCUUGUUGUGCUGCCUGGGUUCAGACAACAUAACAGUCCCAGGUAUAGCUGUGAAACCCCACAAGUCAUAAUGUGUUGGGGUGGCUUUGUAGCCACGAAGAAGCUACCUUGCUGGUGGAAUGCUCAGUUCAUGCAACAUGCUAAGCUGUUGUAGCAUUGAAGCCAUGGCAGCUUAGUCUGUAAAUCCAGUUAAAACUAGUUCAUAAUUUUAUUAACUUACAGCAUCAUUACUGCCGGAGCAGUUUAUAAAUAUUUCUAAUGCCAGUUCAAAAGACACAACACAAAAGAGAGGGUGGAAGGAGAGGGGAAAAGCAAAAUUUGGGCUCCAAUUCUUAAUUUGAAAGUUUGUGCUGUCUGGCAGGGGAAGAAUGAACCAACUCCCCACAGCUGUUUCUUGUAUGGCUGAUAUGACCCAGGUUUGUUUCAUCAUUGCCAUAAUGUUUUUCCUGGAAGGUCAGAGUUGCUGUCUCCUAAUGGAAAAAUUAGUAUUUUGACAAGUUUAUGGAGGAAUAUAUUCAGGUGGUAUAUGACUCAGAUAGGCUGAAACUGAACUGGUUGCAGAAUCAGACAGGUUGCCUGUGCUGCAUUAGUCAUCUCUGAUUUUGUGUUCUUGCAGUCUCUCCACAGCCACACCAGGAAAGGAUGAUAGAGUGCAUCUUUCCCUGUUGUCAUUCAGGAGCCCAACAGCAAAAUCUUGCAUCUUGUGCUUUCAUUGAAACAACUGCAAGAUCUGCAAUUAUUUGGUCAUUCCCUCUGGGAAAAUUGGCAAUUGAGGUAUUGCUGAUUGCCUAUUGGUACUAGGCAACCAGUGUUAUUGUGCUAAAAGGAAGUAAAAAUAAGUCAAUGUACCAAGGAGAUGUUCUUUGUUGUAUAUAUGUUUCUAGAAAUAGCAGAUGGUUAAAAUGUAGAAGGCAAUGUCAAGGAUGAUCAAGUGUAUCUCUUGCAAUUAAUAGAGACGGUUCAAAAAUAUUCCUGUAUCUUGUGCUAGCCUUCAUAGUCCAUUGUGCUGGUAGAAAGCAUUCAUGUGCAGAUACAGCUGAUCUGGCUCAUCAAUGCUUUUGUGGGAAAAUUGUUUUAACCGUAAGAAUUUAGUAUAAUUGGAGGUAUUCUAACACUCAGACCCUGUGUGUUGCCCUGACUGUGGGCUAAAUGUUUUUGGGAUCCCAAGGAAUUGAUAUGCCAGAUCCAGAUUUGCUUACAAGAAGACUUUAUUAAGCAACUUACAAAUGUUCACAUGUGCCAAGUAAGUAGGAGCCAACAUCAAAGACAGCUACACUAUCGUCCGACAUCUGAACCGCAUACAGAAAGGCUGGCCAAUUUAUAUAGGUUUUGUGUUUACAGCAAAUAUACAUCAAAGCAUACUUUGGAAGUUUGAUAUUGAUGAAUAAGACAGCAUUGACAUUUGUAAUCCUAAGAUGGGUGAUGGAUAUUAUACAAGUGCCAUGAAAUAAAUGGAGAAAGUAUUUACCUCAUUAGCAGGCUAAAAUGUAUGAUACACAAGGUAUUUCCCAUCAUUGCUAGUAAAGCUUCCUAACAAGGAUUUUAUUCCUACUUUAUGUGCCAAAAUGAUAGGACAAAGUAUAAAUUUAUGCAAUAAAGCAUAAGCUCAUUAGUAGUCCUGAUUAAGUGUGUACUCCAAGAUGGAGUACAUCUGUGUCCUUUGGCCUAUCUCUCUUGCCAACAAUAUACUCUGGGGCCUCUCUAUUUUGGAAGGCACCUGGCCAAGGCAAGAGGAAGAUAGCUGGAGUUCGAUGCUUUAAUUAAGCUAAGCAAAACCUACAUUUUGGAAGACAGAGGCUGAGGCUCAGUAUACCCUCAUACAGAAAAAUCCUUUACCCCACCAGGAAAACACUGUUCUUGGGUUUGCUGCUGCUUCCUUUUUGAAGAGUGAUAUACAUACAAACUUUAAAAAUACUACUCUCACACUCCUGUAUACAACAAACAUACAGACAUAGAUGUGAUUACAAGAAAUAUUAAGUGAGAGCUAUAACAACUGCUACCACUAAUGAUUCCCAUCUCAGAACCUCGGGAAUAAACCUGGGUGUCAGAAGGACCCGGUCUUCCUUUUCCAUUAACCAACUGUCAAACAUGAUUAUGUUUGUUUAAAUCAGUGAUUGAUCAUUAUGCACAUUUUAUUUUUGCCUGUUCCCAUCUUUUCCCAGAUGCUACUUUGCUUAGGCUGUUUGUCCCAAAUAGCCAGGAAAGUACUGGUUUUCCACAGAAUUCUGACAGAUUAACACACAAUGUGUUAUGUUCUUGUAUUUUGUCCUAAGCAUAAGUGACCGAUCUUCUGUUUUGUAUGUAGCUGAAUUCCUCCCUAAUUUGACAGACCUCUGCUGCAUGUGUAGCAACAUCAUUUAUUGACCAAGCUUUUGCUAUUGGUAAACUAUAGGCCUGUAGAAGGCUUGUGCCUUAGUUUGUAUACUGUAUCUGUGGUGAACACAUUGCUUUCCUAUGUGGAAUUGUUAGAAGAGGCCAGCCAUUCUAUAAUGAUGCUUGAUUGCUGUAACUUGCAAGAAGACUGUAGACCGACUGUUUCUGUGACCCAAAGACCAUGGCUGUGGACCCAAAGGCCUCUGGGUAGCCUGCCUUAGCAAUAGCUCUGGGGCUGCCAAAAGCUGCUCCCAGUCUAUGUGCAUAAGCUGCGUGUGUCUAAACUACACAGAUCAGUUAAGAGCUGGUUGACCACAUGCGCUGAAAGGAAACCACUAGUUUGGCAAGUAGCAAGUGUUAAGGGGAAGCGGUUAUCAGAAGAAUCAGCUCACUCCAAACUAGCUCAGAGAGAGGUACCUGAUGAAACCCCAAAUGUCAUGGGAAACAGUUCUCAGAAAAGUACCUGUGAAACACCCAAUCCCAAGACCUCACUGAUGACACUUCGAAGGUGCCAUGACAGUGGAGGCCAGGAUUGGCCGAUCUGAAACUGGAGAGCACUUCAACACGCACAGUCAGAAUUGCUUGCCAAUCUGAAACCUAUAAAGACCACGCCCCAACCUUUGCUUUUUGUCAGCUCUGCUUUUGGGCAUGAGCCACGCUGUUGACCUGUUUUGCAUACAAAAUAAAUGGUUUAAGUCUACUGGGCAUUGCUUCCCUUUUUCCUUAUAACUGAGUCCCUCCCAGAAAAAGACCAGGGGCAUUUUUGGAACAUAAUGUACAUGUGUGUACAUGUGUAUGUGUACUUAUGUAUAUAUUUGAUACACCUUUGCAUUCUUUACUAGCAUUUGUAAGGAGCACUCAGCUCAAAUUAGAUUCAGGAGAUACACAGAUAAGGACAGUGCAUGUUAACUUAUCUCAAAGGAAACAAGCCCCUCAGAGUUGUUUCUCCAAGGAGGCAGGCUUAACCCUGUCCAAAACAAGUAGCAUCAAAUUGGGAUACUUUUAACAGGUGCCUUACCCAUGGAUAACAUGCAGUGUAAAAUAGGCAAAAAACAUAUAUUAUUGGUGGUAAACUGUUUAUUCUGCUGAACUCAGGGUGAUCUGGUGAUGGUGGAAUCUUCAGUGGUUUGCUGUGAACAAACUGCAGUAUGUUUUAUGCACUUAUAUCCACACUGGCCUGGUUUAUGGGUCUCUCUUGGUAGAAGGCUGUAUUCUGCCACAGGCUUCUACUGAAGAGGGCAAGGUUUGCUAAUAGCUUUUGUUUCUGUGUGUUUAUUUAAUGAUAGACUAUUGAAAAAUCUGCCCCAUGCUAAAUUGCAUUAAUCUGUCUGGGGAAGCCUUUCAGGAAGUUUGCUGCAUUUUAAAAGUAACUGGUCUUUUAGUUAUGAUUUAGGAAUCUUGUACAGCGAAAUGACCAGUUAGUGCUUCAGGGCAACAGGCAAUUUCACACUGGCAGACUGAAAUACAGCUAUAGGAAAAGGAAAGAUAAUUGUGUUUAUAGCUUCUCCAGGUUGCCUUGCCAACUGGAAAUAUUUUGGAGAGCAGUCUGAGACAUCUAUACUCCUCUUUACUGCUCCUUUGUAAUAUCAGAGUGGUGUGUAAUGGAAUUAUAAUCAUCUGUGACCUGAUCAAGGAUGUGAGGUUUGACCUGGCUUGUCUCAAAGGGAAUUGGCUGGAAGAAGACAGUGGUCCUGUAUGGGUAGAGGCCCACCGAACUGGCUGCUUUGUCAUGGAUCAGGUAAUGCAAAGUAGGCUAGAGGUGGCAUGGCUGUGAUCCGUAAGGAACAUUAAGGGUAAGAAUACCAUCCCUUUGACCACAUACUGUGUUAAGGAACUGAAAUAAGUUGAGUGCACUUGAGGUUGAGGUUCAGUAACAGACUGGGAAUUCUGUUGUUAGACAACCUCAUUCUUUGGCUGAACUCAUGGAACUCAUUUUGGAACAAUGAGAUUGAAUAACAGUACUGUUCAUUGUCUCCUGUUCUCAACUUCUGUUGCCAUAUUUUACCAUGUAGUUAAUCUUAAUUGCGGAUUUUUAUAGAUAUUUCUAUAUGUUUUCUCAGUGUAAUGGAAUUUACUCCUAUGCAGGCAUGCUUGGAAAAGAGAGCAGCUGACUGUCUUAAGACAUGGUAUAUAUCAGUAUGGUCAUAAUGAACAGUAUUUGGAGAAAAAUUAGAAAACUAGAAUGGCAGUCUCCCAUGCUGCUGUUAAAUAGGAAGGGGGAUAUAGCAGCUGCAGACUAUUGUGAUGUUUGGCUCUCCUGAUGUCUAUACUUUGCUUUGAAUACUUCAUAAAACAAAAAUAUAGUGGUGCCUCAUACUUCAAACUUAAUCCGUUUCAGGAGGCCGCUUGAACUCUGAAUCUUUUGAAGUCCGAAGCAAUGUUCCCCGUUAGAAAUAAUGGAAAGUGAAUUAAUCCGUUCCCAGACCCUGAACGAUACCCAUCUCGAUAAACUUAAACAGCAAAUAUGUUUAAUUUAAGAAAAUUGUACCAUGUGAUCCUGCUGACACUGAAGAUUAAACAAGCAUGCAUAAAAUCUAAACUAAUAAAUUUUUCCUGGAAAUAAAGACAUAUCUGCACAAUGGAGUGGAAAGUCAGGUCACCCCCCACCUCUAGCUUGCCGAUCAAGAACUUUCAGAUUCAGGGACUUUAUCCAUCACAGCAAUUUAAUGCUUCAGGUGGCUUUUCUCAAGCAAAUACAUCCAUGCAGAAUCCUUGUACUUACUUUGGAAGUAACCAAACCAUAAAUUAUCAGACUCAUACUAACAACAUUGUUGGAAAUACACCAUUUCAAUGUACUGGAGGUUCCAAAACAGUAAAGCCCAUUUUCCCAAAAGAAUUGGUAUCUGGUAAUGGCCCUGUUCCAUCCCAACAUGUAAUUAAUGUAGCUCCAGUUUCACGUUCCAGUAUAAAUCUUCAGAUGACAGGUGGCAUAGACCAGAAUUCAAAUUUGAUGAGAAAUGCGCAUAUUUCUUCUGCUGGAUCAACACAAAGUAGUACCGCAAAUCCUAUACAAAAUGUACAUCAAGCAGCAAAUCCAUAUAUGGUUGUGGACAGCAAUAGUAAUCAUACCGUACAAAAUUCUUCUAACUCUACAAAAACAUCAGUGUAUCAGCAUGCUGACAAAAAUAAUCCCAAAAGCCUACCAGCGCGAAUGCCGUACUAUUAUAAUAAUGGGCCUGCUACCUCUCAGACGGGUGCAACAGUGCCCCAUAACUCCGCAUCAAGCCAUUACUUGAAUUCCCCACAGAAUCUGUCAUGCAUUGUUUACCUUUUAGCGCCAAAUAUUCAAAAGCAAAUAAAUGGUCCAAAUCCAAACCUGCCAAUAGCUGUGCAGGCACAGAACUAUGCCUCUGAUCCUCCACCAUACUCAGUUGCUGCUCACCAUGACUCAAGAAAUGCAAACCAGAUCAUCCCUCAAGUGACUAAUACAAACUGUCCAUCAGCAUAUCUGGUGCCUCCUGUACAAGCAAACCAUGGUCAGUUUCUACUAUCACAGCCAGCUGCCAAUAUAACCAGUGUAUCUAAUGAGAAUGUUCAAGCCUAUCAAAGUCUUGUGUCAGAGCAAAUUACUAAUUUGCAUUCUGCACAGCAUGGUCAGAAACCUCAAUCUGCACCAAUUGCUAGGGAAACAAAUGAAGUAGGCAACACUGGGGUUAGUAUAACUGGACAGAAUGCUGAAAAUCCGCUUUCUAAUAAGUCUGCAAACUCAUUCAGUGAAGUUGGAGAGAGCUCUGCGAACAGUGCACAAACGGCUGGAACAGUUCUUCCUGAUGGAGCUUCAAUACCACGGACAAGUAGAAGUUUGGAACAAGACAAUACAGGUAAUGGUUCAGAAAAUUUCCCGGAGAAUGUCUCUAAAUUUAAAAUAACAAGAGAGAGUCUAGCACUGGAUUUCAAAAAACUUUAUGAAAUGAAAAUUGCAUUCUUAAAACUUAAAGAAGCAUGUUCCAUAAAACAUAAAAUAUAUCUAUCUUCAGUACAGAAGAAGCAGACACCCGACACAGGCCAGACGCCUGUUCACAGUCAAAAUCCCAAUGCUUCGCUUCCUUCUCUGUGCAAUACCAGUCAGAGCCAACCUGUACCUUUACUAUGUGACAAUCAGGUAUUUCAGGUCCCUUCAAAUGAUGCCAAGCAGAAGCCGUCCCUUUCACCUAUUUCCUCUGGUUCUAAUCAGAUCAAAGAUGUUCCCUCAUCGCAGAUGAACGAUCAUCACUUACUGCCAAUUCUCAGGAGUAUGCUUCAAGGUACUGUUGAUGAAGGUAUGUUAUCUACGACUUAUGCUGAAAAAAGACCUAGACAUCCGAAUAGAUACUUGGAUGUUCAAGAGAAUUCCUCUAAUGCUCCGUUGGUUUCUGGUGGUAGUAAAUCUGAAAACCAUGUGAAUAAUAGUGACAAAUCUUCUAGGCUGAGCCCCAAGGCCUUUCCAACUUAUACUAUCCAAGAACCUUUGGCAUGUACAACUUCUUUAAAGACUAACAAUCAAUUGGAGAAAGGAUCCACUGCACCCAAUGGAUACUUUGAACUGAACAAGGCUGCAGUAGAGAGUUUCAAUAAAAGACUGGCCAAUGAAGUUUUUAGUUCAGUUCAAAAUGCAACAAAUGGAUCUUCCCUAUUAGCAAAAAAUGUAAUACAAGAGGGCAGUAAAAAUGUUCAUUCUUCUGGAUCUACAGGUCCUGCAUUGAUACAGCAGGGUAAAAAUCCUUGUCUUCAAAAAUUUGAGAAAAAUGUUACAACUGCGGGGUGUAAAAAUGUCCCUGAUACAUCUGGUUCAACUUCUCUCCUUUCUAAGACUGCUGUAACAGUUUCAGAAUCAAACACAGUUGAGAAACCCUCAAUUACUGGAAAUUCUUGUAAAGAGGGAAGAAAUUGUUCUUUGGAAGAGUUAGAAACAAGUCUUGCUUUAUGGCGGAAGUGCCUUCCAGCAUCUCUCAAUGGACAGUUAAGUGGAACUAUGGACUCGGUGGUGAGCUUGCCCUCCUCAAAUGAUAAAAUAGAUGGGAAAAAACAGCAAACUUCAGAAAAUAUCCCCAAUAUGUUAAUUCAGAAUGAUCAAACUAAAGUUAUAACUGGAUCAAAUGAAACAAUUCAGUCAUCUGGUCCUUCAUCUCUUGGAAAAAAUUUUGAUUCCAAUUUGUUAAAGGCUUCGGAACCUCAAAUAGCUAUUGUUACUCCUUUAAUACUUGCCAAAGAAAGUACUCAAAAUGAAGUGCAAAAAAAUAGUCCCUCUUUGGAAAUAAUAUAUCCAGUUAUUGAAGAAGGUAGUCUGCGUAGUUUGGAAGAACUUAUUUCUACCGUACCAGAUACUAAUAAAGAGGUUUGUUCACCGUCAGACUCCUGUAAAUACCGUAAAGAUGUUGAUAAGGACCAGAAACGGGCCAAAUCAACCGAAGGAAAUGGAAUACUGAAAGAUGAACGUGUGAUAAACUCUUGUGACCUAAACCAGGGGACAGAUAGUCACUUUUCUUCAGAAUCAGAAAAGCUUCAGUCCCAACUUGGUUCGGAAGACACCUUUCCACCUGAAAUGAAUGCUAACUUUGCAGGUCCAGUUCCUCAAAAAGUUGUAAAGUCUGGUCUAGAUUUGCCGGGGCCAUGUGGCAUUGCUGAAGUGGCCCAUAAUGACACUGAGUUACAGAUAUCUAGUGUAUGUACUCUAGUACAAGGUGAUGCAUUUUAUAAUUCACAAAUAGCUAAUAUCUUUUGUAUUGAGCCUAUGGAAUCUAAUAUUAAAAAUGACACUUCUUCAAAAGAGUGUACGCCUUGUUUGCAACAUAACAAACAACAGCCUGGGCCUUUGCAAAGUGGUUCUGAAAUAACCAUGAGUGCCUCAGAGUGGAAUGUCUUGUUGCCAUCACCAGAUAGCUUGACAAAAGCUAUUGCAGAAAGGAUUGCAGACUUCCCAGAUUUAGAGAUGGCUCAAAGUAACAAGACAGAUGAGAUGAGUGUAAGAAAUUCUGAGGAAGAAAAGUCCAAUAACUUCCCUGAACAUAUGCUUAUUCCAGGAAAGAAGCUUGAGCAAACUAUGUCUUAUACAAAAUUGGGCAGUGACAAUGAGGGCUUGCCUAGUAGUAAAGAAGAUCUGAUCAAUACCAGUUCUGCAAGUAGUAUGUGCAUUAUUAGGAAAGAGAGUACUCUGGAGCAGGUACCAGCUGAAGAAAGUGCACAUUCUGAAAGCAGCGUUGGAACUCCUGCAACAUUACUGGAUGAUCAGUUGACUGAACUUUCAAAAGAAUUUCCUUAUGGAAUUGGUGAUUUGAAGGCAUUAAAUGAAUUGACAAGCCAACAUUCUGUCACUAAAUUUACUGAGAGGGAUGAUAAAGACCAUGCUUGUGCGAAAAAGACUGAUUCUAGUGAUACGAUAGACCAAAUUAAAAUAAUAAUAUUAAAUUCUCAACAGAUGAAAGAAGUGUUUCCUGAGCAUAAUCAACAAUCUUGUAACAAAACAGAAAUCCAUGAAGGUGACCAACUCAAAAAAGAUCCAAAAGAGACAAGAGAACACAAAAGCCAUAUUAAAACUGAUCAGGACAUGGAUGUCAACAACAGUAAUGUCUCAGCAGAAACCUCUGUAAAAAAAAAGCAUACAUACUGUUGUUUACGUGCUUGGUUAGCUUCUGUAUAUGCACUGGAGCCUUGUUCCUGCAUGCUGGAUAAAGAAGCUGCUUCCAAUGAGAAAGUAGAUCUGUAUUCAGAAUCUAAAACUAUGUUUAAAGACAGUUCAAAAGCCAGCAAAACUUUUAAGACUGAAGAUACACUAAACGAUCCAUUGCAAAUGACUACAUUAGAUCUAGAGAGCAAUGUGGCUUUAGGAGAUGAAAGUAACAUUUGCAAGAGAACUUCUGGACACAAAGAAUAUGACUUUCAAGCAAACGAAUAUAAGCCAUCUAAAGUAGAUCAAGAAGGUGUUCCACUUUCUUUCUUGGAAAAGCUAGACUCUAUAAAAACCGAAAGAACUGAUGAGCAGGAGAUGAAAGAAUUGCCACUUGAUACAACUUCUAUAUCUGUGAAGACAGAACCUGUGGACAUUCAUGAAGAGACAGGCAUGCAAGAGUAUUUCUCCCGAGAUCAGGCACAGUGUCCUUCAUGCACAGAAGAUGUGAAAAUGGUGAUAGUUUCUGGAAAUCUUGAUCAGAUGGAAUCCAGUAACAAACUGAGAAGUCCAGGACUUUUAAAAUCAAAGGAAGAUGCUCAUCAACAUAGAAUAAUUGACAUCAAACAGAGUACAAACUUUGAACAAUAUAAAAUUACCCAGGACUCCAGUGAAACACAAAUGAUUAUGGGACCAACUUCAAGAAAGUGUUUGAAGAAACAAGUGGCAGUGAAAAUGGAGUAUGAUGCUUUAGACAUCCAGCAUACUGAUGCCAUAAACUCCUCAAACACGAGCAGCAUUGGUUUGGUUUCGGAAAGGCGUGAGAGCACUCCACUUAGUUCUGCCUUGCAGACACAAGGAGAUUUAAGUGGGAAGAAAUUGGAAAAAAUUAAACAUUUAAAGGAAAAAUAUGCAUAUAGAAAAGCAGAGUAUAAUGAACCAACUAGUUCUGAGCAUAUACAGGACACCUCUGAGUGUACCCAGAAGAUCCCUGAGCAUAUUCAACACAGUAUUAAAAGGAUAAAUCUUGAAAAAUAUGCUUAUUCAAAAGAAAAUAAAAAUGUAUGGAAACACAGAAAUCCUUAUUUAGAUAAUAAAAAAACUACACCCCCAAAACAAAGAGAACUUUCUAAUAUAUCUAAAAAAAUUUCCCCAGCCAAAGAGGUUGGGUUAGAUGUGCAUAACAGAGACAAGUGGUCUGAGAGGUCUCUUUCUGAUAAAAAGGCAUGCUUCACUCGAAAAAAUAGUAAGCUGUCAAUUUCCCUUCAAAGGGAACAGAAGAAAAGCUAUUUGAAUAGAGUUGCUUUCAAACGUACUGCACAGAAAAUCAUUCGUUUAACAAGCAUAGAAUCAAUACAUUCCAAAUCAGUUUGGCAUGUGAAAUCAAGUACUGUUUCUGAAUGUCCUGAAGACCAAAAAAAGAACAGUUCAUCUCCCCCUCCACCAAAGGCAGAGAAACAACAGAUGCUAGAAUUCAAAACGUGCCCUGAAAUACUGUUUAGAAAUUCAAUCUUGGAAGAACAAGAUACAGAUGCAAAGCUUCCUGAAAAGGGGAAAACGCCUAUUACAGCUGUUAAAAGCAAAAGAGAAGACUGGCUAAAUUACAUUCCUAUAAAAAGAAGAAAAACUGUGGAAACUGAAGCUCAAGUUGAUGAAGACAUUCCACUUGGAAUUGAAGGUUUUCAUAUACCUGUGAAGGAUUCUAAUACCACAUUUCAGACCUACAGGAAAUUGCAUCUGGAAAAAAGUCAAAGCCUGGAUAGCAGUCCUGUAAACUAGAUGUCCAUAGGCAUGGGUGAUCUUGUGGGAAUAUUUGUGAAUGGCAUCUGCUUUUGAAUGUGCUUGUAUUAAUAUUGCUAUGGCUUCAGCCUUACUUGACUGACAAAUGUGGCCACUGUAGCAAUCAAAAUAGUGAACAUUAUGUUCGUGUGUGGUCUGUGUUUCCGUAGGGAAAAUACUCAGGAUGUUUUCCCAGAAUGUGUUGAUAUUGCUCUGCCAAUUCAUGAACACUUGAAUGGGUCACAAUUUGAGAAGAUACACUUCUUUGGGUGUUUUUAAAUUUCAUCAUCUGAUCUAAUUUAUCAACACUGCCAGUCCCCAAAUAAGCCAAAGUCUCUGGCCUGUCUUUUUAUCUAGGCAUUUUAAAGAGAUAAUGUUGUUUUCUUUUUUUCUUAACAUUGGGAAGAUAGUUGAAACAACCGUCAAAGAAGGUGAGCCUUAGCAUAUUUUUCAAGGGAUGCUGAACUAUAUAUGCUGCUAACCAGUUAGCUGGUUCAUUAAACACUUACAAAAACAAACUUCUUUUAUCUCAAAUUUCAGUUUGGGAUAUUUGUGUGGGUUUCUUCUAAUCAAAUGAAGCAAACAAUAUUGUUUAUUAUUGUUUAAGAGUUGUUAUUGUUAUUAUUGUUACUAUUCUGGUUGAAAUUUCAGUGUAUUAGAAAACCUAGUUUACAUUUUGACCAAAACUUUACUGAGGGUCAAGAUUUAAUUUGGAUUUAUCAGCCAGUUACUAGACAUAUUGUAAGCUAUAUUAGCUAAAUGUUUCCAAAUGCAUGCCCUUAGGGAUACUGUGAUGUUGAAUAUUCAUUUAAGUGCCUUUUAUAUUGUUUGAACUUUUUGUUAUUUUGUGAAGUUCUGUAUUUGCUGAUACUUUAUGCUUUUUAAAUUGUUGCUUAAAAUGAAAAUACUAUUUUUUGUUACUAAAAUAAAAAGCUUGUUAUUUUGA
This is a messenger RNA of Varanus komodoensis (Komodo dragon), 14040 nucleotides long. RefSeq names its product retroelement silencing factor 1 (gene RESF1). The transcript has 5 exons. The coding region runs from base 7311 to 13094 and encodes 1927 amino acids. Gene Ontology annotation, molecular function: histone methyltransferase binding. Lineage: Eukaryota; Metazoa; Chordata; Lepidosauria; Squamata; Varanidae. The record is from RefSeq and is a predicted model, not a curated record. Gene Ontology annotation, cellular component: nucleus.